AACAGCAGUCGGGAGCAGAGACUUCUUCAGAACGCAACGCUUUUUCAUGAUUGCGAAAUAAACUUAUAUAGCGUGGUUGGUGCACAAUAAGGCUUAACGCGCCCUAUUUUCACGCAUUGAAGUUCAUCAACUUACAUCUCAGUGCAAUUUAUUUGAAUUUAAAAAACAACCAUGGACUUGGUUCCAACGACGAUGGACGGAAAAAAAUGCCCCGAGAUUUCCAAUACCCCAACACCCAAAUCGCUUAACAACAGCGAUGACGUUAUUGAACACAUCAAAAGUUGGAUUCAGUUAGACGACAAAUCGAAAAUGCACGAAGAUGCCGUUAAACACAUCGAGUCGUUUGUGGAUCGACAAAUUUCUUGUUUGGAGUCGACUGUAAUCGAGAGACAAUACGUUAAAGUCGUAUUAGAAAUGUGGCUGAGAAAGAGUUUACGAAAGGCUGUUGAUUACCUAAAUGAUGAAAAAAUCGAUAUCGGCGUCGAAAUGCCCACUUUAUUGAAAGAAUUAAAUUCCAUCAAUUCAUUUGAAGAUAUUGGCCUCAAAUUAAAUGAAGCGACGUGUCAACUGACAAAUCUGUGUGACGCAGGAUGUCAAUAUUUAGAACUGAUACUCGAUCAGGUGGAUCUUUUCAAAAACACUCCCCGUUUCUCGGUUCUUGUUGCCAGUUAUUUCAAGCAAUUUAAAGCGUCUUGCAUUGACAAAGUCUUUUCCAGGUGUCUGAAUGACGUUGGUAAAGAUCAAACUAAUGGCAAGAGAAAUCGGGAACUUAUUGUCGCACUUAAUGCGCUCUUACAAGUCGCCAGUGAAGACGUAGGAAUUCAAAAUGUUUUGGAGAAAAAUUUUACGGGAAAGGACGUCAAAGACUUUGAUGACGCAAACGGGAAAGACUUGAUCAACCAACUGGUGGAGAUUUUUGCAAGCUGCAGAGAUUUUACUAAAAACGAAUCAUCAGAAUGGUUAAAUUAUCUAAAAUCAGAAAAAGAAUGGGCACCGAAGUUGCAAGUUUUGGUCAAAGAGACGUGCAAGCCAUUCCUGUUUCCCAAGACGACGAUUGAAAUCACGGACGAAUAUGGAAGAAAAAUCAUUUUCAUCAAAGGCGUCUCUGUGUUUGUCAGUAAAAUGAUUGAAGAAAUGAAACGACUGAAAGAAAAUAAUCCGGAAGUGCAAGAAAUCCAGAUGGUCGGACUGUCAUCCGUUCACAUCGACUGCCACCUAGAGAACAAAACCUGGCACGGAACAAACGUGGGAAUCGUUGCUGAUAAGAUCUUUGUUGACUACGAAGUGUGCCGGAAGGGCCAUAAAAGUAUCGCUCAAGCGAAAGAAGAGACUACCGAGCCGAAGGCGGCUCAUAAUUUUGUGGACGAUUUCUGCGUCUGCUGGGAUAUUUCGGGCGAAAACGGAGAACCUGGUCGACCGGGUACUAGCGGUGGAAAAGUACACAUCAUUUGUAACGAAAUGUUCGGCGCUGAACAAUGGAAGAUUAUCUCUGAUGGAGGUGACGGAGGAGACGGAAAAAACGGCACUAAUGGUGAAGCUAAUGGUGAAGGAAAGCCAGACAGAAAGGCCAGUAAGUGGUCCAAAGAAUAUUUCAAUCAAGCGUUUCCUUCUAUGUCGAUCUUCGAAACGGGAGAACAGACAGAAGACAAAGUUCCAGAUGAUGCAAUUCAAACCGUUUUGACGACGCUAAACGAUUUGUUGCCAGUUGAAAAUCGAAAAUCUGGCAAAGAUAUCCAAUCAGACUACCGAGGUAAUUUUUUCAUCGACGGCACUGCGAAAGAUGGCAGUAAAAUCACCGUAUCCUACUAUCAGUCCAAGACAAAAAAACACACGCUUGUUUUCUGCCAAGGAAGUUCCAUCGGACAAGGUGGAUCUGGAGGCACCAUGAUCUUUGAAUGCAUGACUGGAAAAAACUCGUUCGCAUUCGAAUCCAGCGUUCCAGUCGUUGGUAAGGAAAAUCGUCAACCAAGGGCUGUGCGUAUGGGUGUCUACCAAGCAAUGGGUUCUAAUGGCGCCACGGGAACACCUGUAGGAGACGUUGGUUUCAUCCACAGGCUGGACACAUCUGAGGCAUCUGCAAACAAAAAUCAGACGGGUCAUUACAUCGGCUUCGAAAAUGAUGUCAGGCUUCGGAUGGAACACGACACUACGAAACCUACAAGGCAGCCAAACGAUCCUGAUAAUUAUUACGCCAAACUAAGGAAAGGAGAAUAUGCGUCGAUCGCUCACCAUGGCCUAUCUGCGUACGGCCAAGUCCAGCCACUGCAUUCAGUGGUAGUUAAUGCCACGAAAAAGAAGGGCAUCAUUCGCCAAAGUCUUGCCCACCACUUUUUUCAAGUAGACGAGCGGAAGCAGAUGACACAAAGCCUGCAGGAAAAGUUAUACAAUGACUGGGAGGAACAAAAAUUGACAGAAGAUGUCGACUUUUUAGUCAGCCAAAUGGAAGACAAAGAAACUCAGCUUUAUCAGGUAUCGUCCCAGUGCAGUCGGGGACUUGAGAACAUUGGAUCAAUGAGAUUUGUCAAACCGGCAUUAAAAAAGAAAUUGAGCGUGAACAAAGUUUCAGACACCUCUCGUUCAUUGGUCGGCCGACGAUCAGUUGGACGUCGUCCAGUUGAUUUCCGGCAAAAACCAGUUGGUGACGUUCGAUGCCUCGAUAUGCUGCCAACGAUGAGCGGCGUCGAUAGCGCUAUUCACAGCAUUUUCGGCCAAAUGAAUUCAAGCGGAUUGUAUGUUUGCAAUAACGUGAAAAUGUUUCGUCAACAUCUUGCAACAUUCAUUCGGCAGAAUAAAACAUCCCCAACAUCCCCUAGAGAACCAUCAAAACGAAUCGAAUUGAUAAAAUUCACCCGCAAAAAGAAAAAGCAUGACAAAGUUUUGGCUUUCGUCAAGCAGUUUGUACUCCGCGUGCAAGAAAGCAAUGCAUUGGAUUAUCCCGUAGCCUUUGACAUGAAAAAUGCUUAUUUCGAGUUUCGACGGACGAACAGCGAGGAAAAAGAAUUCCUCUGGCCAAACGCGUCAGAAUGUCAAAAAUUAUUUGAAGAAUACGCCAAGUUCGUUGAGACACCGUCAAACUCAUUGGAAUUGUCUGAGUUGGAAAUACUAGCAAUCAUCCAUGCCAAGACCAUCCAUGUUUACAACGAUCAAUUAUCCUCAUUCACGCACAAUGAAACCUUGAAUCCUAGCAGUUCCAACAAGCAAUGUAUUCUUCAUCGCGGACACGGAGAAUGGCAACGAGUCGAGCCCAAUAUAAUGAUGGAAAAUUACUGUGAGCAAAUUGAUGAGGCCUUUUUUGAAUAUCAGCCCAUUCAAACUCAUUACUUCCGCAAAUUCUUAGACCUCCUUAAAAAACAUGGAGCUAAGCAACAGGUCAUUGAUUCUUUGAAGACGCUCGACCCUGAAAACGGUGACACACCAGAUAAAUUGUUCCAAUUGCUUUUGAAAACCUUCCAGGAAAAUGAAGAAAGUGGCGAAAAUUUAAAUGUGAAAUUGCUAGAUGAAUAUUCAAUCGAUCUCUGCUGGUUGGCUGAAUGGAUAGCCGAGCACAAUAAUCGCAAUCUCAGUCCCAUCUUCUACUUGAAUAUUAUCAACAAUGUCUCACCCGUCGACUGGAGAUGCGAUUUUGUUAUGCUUGAAAUUUACGACCGAUUUUCUCAUGCGGUUUCUGAUAUUAUUGCAAAUAGCGAUAUACAAUACUGGUUGUAUCAAAUAGCCGAUAGAAUGCCAUCUCUGGUGCCUCCAUUACGAAAAUCGGUUGCCACAUCCGACAACUGUGCUGCGUUACAGCCGCAGAAAUUGUUGCGGCUCAUGGAAUUUAUAGCAACGGAUUUCGAACAAGACGACGGGAUCACAAGUCAGCAAUUACCGGAGUUAGAGCUACUGCCUCUCAGCGAUUGGUAUCACUUUUUAAAAAGCAAAAUGUGGGAAAAAAAAGUCAAUCGGCUGCCCAUCGGUGAUUCGAGUUCUCCAAAAGAGAAUAAAAAACUCAAGAAUGAGGCCGUUUACAUGUUACUGGAACUCGAAUUCAAAAACAACAAAGACUUUUGUGACGAGUUAUUAAAAAAGACUGUGGACUUGAAAACGGCCGUUCUUCUUUUGCAAAACAAUCUGUAUCCGGGAGUGACUCCUAGCCAAGAACAUAACGAAAGAAACAUUGACGAUAUUAUAAACAAGAUGAAAAAAGACGCGCCAACGAAUGACAAGUUAAUCAUAACAAUGAUAUAUCCCCGGACAUUGAUUGAUGUGCAAACAAAAGUGAUUGAAUCUAAAUCAAUGUCAGAUCAAAUGAAAGAAUUUGACGAACACGAAUCCAAGCAGCAGGAAAGAAUAAAGAAAUUGAUCAAGCAAUGGCAGACAAAUGGUUUAGAACUCAACGAUAAUAAGUCAAUGGUCGAUUUUGUCUUUGUCUACGACUACGCCGUACAAAAAAUAUGUACAAAGGAUGGAGACAAACAAAUAUUCCGACUACGGGACACCCAGAGAAUUACGAUCAUGACAUUGCUGACAUCUGAAUACAAAAACACGUUAACACAAGUAUCAACCGGUGAAGGUAAAUCGCUUAUCGUCACUGGUGUCGCAAUCGCAUUCGCCCUUUGUCGAAACGAAAAUAAAAAGAAUAAGAAAAUCGAUGUUAUUACAAGUAAUGACGUGCUGGCUCGCCGUGAUUCUACGCUGUCGGUGGCCGAUGGUGGACUGCGAAAUCUUUACGAAUAUUUCAAUGUCAGUGUGGCAAACAAUUGCAGCCAAUGGGUGGACGAACGAACACAAGCCUACAAUGCAGCAGUCGUUUAUGGACAAUUGGCCAAUUUCCAGCGAGAUUAUUUGCUGGAUAAAUUCUACGGUCAUAGCAUCCGAGGUGACCGCACGAUGGACCUUGUCGUUAUUGAUGAAGUCGACUGCAUGUUGCUCGAUCGCGGUAACAACACGCUGUACCUAUCGCACGACAUCCCUGGUAUGGAGAUGCUCGAGUCUCUUUACGUUUUUAUUUGGGAAAAAAUACGCAGUUCUUCCAUCGGAUCGGAUAAAUUCAACAUGAAGGAAUCCGUUAAAUCAGCUGUUCUGUACGACCUCUACGGUGCUAUAUCUAAAGAUGAUUUAGAAUCGAUUCACAACCCAUUGAAGGACCAACCAUCGGAAAAGAAUGCGCUUUGGGACCACUUAAUUGAAACAAAAGUAAUCGACCCACAAGGACGACUAUUGAUGGAAGACAAGAUUGAAACCAUCAAUUUCAAACCACAAUUGGAUCCCAAGAUUAUCUUUUAUCUCCGUAACGUGGCAAAACGCAAGCGGAAUAUUCGAAUACCUGAGCAUUUGAUGUCCUUUGUCGAUCGUCAUCUCGACAAUUGGCUGGACAAUGCCAUGCAGGCACUGGAACUCAAACGAGACGAGGACUAUGUCGUCGAUCAAGACCGAACAGACACCAGCCCAGAUCUCCAUCCUCAAGUAAUUAUAAUUGAUCAGGACACAGGGAUGGACCAGAUCUCGUCGCAGUGGGAUGGAGCACUGCAUCAAUUUAUUCAGCUAAAGGAGGGAUGCAAAUUGACGUCCCAAAAUCUAAAAUCCAUUUUCAUUUCUAAUGCGACUUACAUCCAGGCUUAUAAAAAAGCAGCUGGCGUUUCGGGUACGCUGGGAUCUGAAACAGAACGACAAUUUAUGCAUACCAAAUACAAAAGUCUUCAGUUUGUCAUCCCAACAGCUUUCCAAAAAUGUUUCUACUUGAAACCAACGCAAGUCUUUAAAUCAAAGGGCCACUGGCUCCAUGCCAUCGUCAAAGAAACACAACAGAUUAUUCAACCUGAAGAUCAAGCUAAAGCUCGUUCUCUCGUCAUCUUCUGUCAAUCAAUCAAAGAUGUGAACGUUAUUCGCCGAUACCUUAAAAAUGCAUUAGGAUCGAAACUCAAUGAUAACCACAUCCAUUGCUACACACGUGAUUAUGAAAAAUUUGCUUUCGAAGGUAAAUCACUUGAAAUUGGUCACGUGAUCGUCGCCACCAACUUAGCGGGCAGAGGCACGGAUAUCAAAAUAAGCGAGGAGUUAAGAGAAAACGGAGGUUUGCACAUUUGUCUAACUUUUCUGCCGAAAAAUGAGCGAAUUGAAGAGCAGGCGAUGGGACGUUCAGCUAGAAAUGGAGCACCCGGAAGUGGAACCUUCCUCCUAUACGAAGAAUCGCCAACAGGAAAGAAGUGGGAUGCCGGAAAAUGGUUAAGCAUGAAGGAGGAGCGUCAAUGGAGAGAAAAACAACGGAUAUCCCGUUUGCAAGAAGAUUUCAGGACAAUGGAACACGAGCAAAAUUUUUUUGACGAAUUGUCUAUUUAUUACACUGAACUAAAGCAAGAAUUAAAAAAACAAAAACGUGAAGAUCAGGCAAUUAAGACAAUCUGCGAUAGUGUACUUGACAUAUGGGCUUUGUGGCUUGACCAAACAGAGGAUCAUUUGAAAUUGACUUAUUCCUAUCAUCACGAUUUUCUCAAACAUUUUCGGACUGGAAUUGGAUUGCCAGAAAAUCACAUGACUGACAAUAGUUGGAUGACGCCAGUUCGAUCUGUCUCCCUGGCAAAACAUCUGGCUCUGCAAAAGUCAUCGCUGUCCGAGGCAAGUGAAAUUCUGAAACGAGUCAUUGACUCAAGGGACAGUGAUCUGUAUCCGGCUGCUCAUUACUACUUUGCUUUCGUUUUGAUUCAAGAAGAUUUUAAAGAAAACAGACCUAAAUUUAUUCAAAUUUUGCAAAAUUGCGAAACGAUUUUGAGCAACGACAUAGACAUGCACUUGUCCUUUUAUCGCAAAGUCGCCCAUGCAGCGCCUGAGCAAACCCCGUCGUUCUGCGUCGUCGACGCCUAUAAACAGCAAAAAAACAAUAUGGUGAAGAUCCUCGAAUAUUUCAUCGGUUCCGUCCGGGCUUUACUUGGCAGUCAUUAUUGCUCAGCCUCUAAUCUCAAGGAAGCUGGGCGAGAUCCCCCCGAAAUACCUGGAGUCGUCGAAAAGAAAAUGAAAAAAAUUCUAACAUCUAUACGGAAACAAAAUGCUUCCCAUUUCCCGCGUUUUCAGAAAAAAAGGAAUGAUGAACCUAAAUGCCACAAAAUUCAUCCCGAAAAAGCGGACAAACUCUUUCAAUCGCUGGUCAAAGAAGAGUGCAUCACCUGUCAGCUCAACGACAUUCAUACAGUCCCUAAUUUGAACGACAUCAUUCAGGAAGUAGCCGACGUAUACGGAAUCAAGAAUUUGUUAAAAAAUUUAAAGUCCGUCUUUGGGGAGAACUUAAGUGAGGACCAGAUCGAGAAAGAACUCAAAGAAAAAAAUUUGAUCCCGUGCACGAGAAAGGCGUUUUGGGAGACGCUGAAGAAGGCAAGUGCACUAGAAGCGGUGAAAGGUGGAUUGUGCUCUCAGAUGAAAUGCGUCAUCAUGUUGGAAUCCGAGUGCGAUGUCGAACCAAGUAAACCAAAUAGCAAAAAACUUGAUCGAGAUAAGCGGAUCAAAAUAAAAGACUUUCAGUUUGGAUUGGAUUCUUUCGAUCGCGAGCACAACUGUCUAAACGUGCUGUACAACCCAAUUUACGACAGCAUGAGUGACUUAUUGAAGCAGAAGAAAAUCAUGUUCAGCAAACAGUACGUUAUUAAACAACUCGGCGAAGAAGAGUAUCGACGCCGCAAGGAGGAAUUUGAAUCCAAUCAAAUUGCACAGCUUAACCUCAACGAACUUGAAAGUGUCAGUUUGAAAUUUUCUGGCCCAUUGGGGAAGCCUGAUUUGGAGCGAAUCAACAUAAAUUCUAGUGGCGAGCAGGAUGGCGAGCAGGAUGGCGAGCAGGAUGGCGUUUGGAAUGCGCUAGUUGAUCAGCAAAUCAUUGACUCAAAUGGAAAAUUAUUGCCCAACUUCCAAAAAUUCAGUUAUCCAGAAUGUCCAGCUUAUGAGAAACCUGUCAUGCGUAUGAUUGGGAGAACUUUUGUGGCUGAAAUAGUCAAAAGUCAAUGGCUAAGGCUUAAGACUGACAAAGAUCCCAAUUGUUUGAAAGCCAUAAAUUUGCUACCAUUGAAACCCUAUCGAGAUAUGCUUGGCGAUUUGAUGGCUGCCCACGUCAUAUCUGGUGCUCGAGUGACGGAAAAUACAAAACUCAUCGAGGAGAAAACUGAUGCACUUGAAGACAAAGACGAGGGUGCAUGUGUUUGCAAGUUUCUGAAAAGCCGCCAAGCUGUUUAUGCUCCCAAGAAGAAAAAAUAUGACGUUUAUCUUGACUUUAUCGAAAUGGAUAUUCGAAAGAUUCCAAACACCGAGAACAUUUCUACGGAACUUCAUGGUUUCGAUCUCGUAGGGUUCAAUCACGUCAUUGACAUUAAGGAUCGAGAAAUGUCAUGGAAAACAUACCUGAGAGCAAUUGGGGCCGGUGCUGUUGGUAUCGCUUCGAUUGGUGGUGGAGUUUUCUUGAUUCACGAAAAACUACUAUCCAUUGGACUAAGCAAGAAUUUAUUGUUCAUGGGAGGAGCAUCAGACAUUUUGUACGCCAUAACGGCCAUCCUGACGCGCAGCAACUUCACGUGGGCCGAUUACACUCGUCAAAGGCUAAUGAGUGCCAUAGGAAAGGCAGAACCCAUGGACAUGAUCAAAACAAUUUUCAAAUUGUACAGUUCAACUGAAAACGCUGAUUUCAGAGAGGCAAUUCAAUUGGCCGUCGGCGAGGAAAGAUGGAAACGACAAGGCAGAAGUCAAACAGACAGAGAUAGUGAAGUUUCAUCAGGCGGAACUCUAGAGCGGAUUGGAUUGAAGAAACACAAAACCGAGUUUUACUUCCACAGCCAACUCCAUUAUCUUUUACAAGAUUUUGGCAUCUUUGUACAUGGAAAAAUAAAGAAAUGCCUCGAUAAAAACUUGAACGAAAUUCGAGAAAGACUGACCAAAUUCAACGAUCUUCACGGACUCGAAACAUCCCAGCAUUUCGUUAGAGAGAAGAUGAAUAAAUUUAUUUCUGAUUGGGCUACAGAAGGACACAAGUGGGUCAGUGAAAUCACCACUGCCAUGAAUUCAAAACUGGACGAGAUUCAUAUGGUCCUUCAACAAACGGAAGAAAUUCCGUUGACACAAGAAAUAGCUGAUGAAGGGAUCCGCGAGAUGGAACCGAUUUUCCAUGACUACGAGGUGCGAAUCAGAUUGAUACGCGUGACUGUCACCUGCAUUAGCGAAUUUCUACCAGACCGGAAGAAUUAUGACAAGCCCAAAGUUGCAAGAGUUGAAGACAUCGGCGUUGAAGAAGCAUUUAAGCGUUUUCAGGAAAGGAUGCUGGCUGACAUAGAGGCUGAGCUGGAAAGACAGGUGGACAAGAUUCUGGACUCUUUGAGGGAAAAAAUUCAUCGAGUCGCCUCUAACCAAGUCUCUAAUUUAGCCAAUAUUAAUUCGGAAAUAUUCACCACUUUUUUGCAGUUUACUUAACCGUAGUUGAAUGUUAAAAAAUUUUCGAAUUUAGACAAUUCGCAAUUCACAAUUGCGCACUGUGAGAGGACGAAAAAUAUUUUCAAACACUUUGGGAUUUUCAUCAAUUAUAGCUUUUCACUUGAUUUAUUCGUGGAGUAUUCCUUAUAGAGCUUUUUUUUUAAGGGAAUCAAUAUUAUAUUUCAUUUAAUCCUGUUUGGACACUGAACUGAUUUUUGUUAACUACUUUCCUUUUCUUUUCUUCAUUUGUUGUACUUUUUAUAUACCACGUAGUGUGUUAUUUCCAUUAUGCUCCAUCGAGUUGAAUACAUAGAAAUUUCAGUUCGAA
Molecule: messenger RNA, 9742 nt
Organism: Daphnia magna
Lineage: Eukaryota; Metazoa; Arthropoda; Branchiopoda; Diplostraca; Daphniidae
Exons: 5
Coding region: 172-9414 (3080 amino acids)
Biological process (GO): protein import; protein targeting
Cellular component (GO): membrane
Molecular function (GO): ABC-type protein transporter activity; ATP binding
Source: RefSeq, a predicted model, not a curated record